Molecule: messenger RNA, 579 nt
Organism: Lottia gigantea (owl limpet)
Lineage: Eukaryota; Metazoa; Mollusca; Gastropoda; Lottiidae
Exons: 1
Source: RefSeq, a predicted model, not a curated record
AUGCUCUCUGAGGUUUCUGGAGAACAACCAGUUGAGACUCCAGCAGAAAAGCCAGCUGAGGCUCCAGCAGAAAAGCCAGCCGAAGCUCCAUCAACUGUAGAACAGCCAACUGAAGCUUCAGAGGAAAAGCCAAUUGAAGCUCCAGAAGAGCACCUAGCUGAAGCUUCAAUUGUGGAUGUAGCUGGACAACCGGCUGUGGCUUCAACAGAAAACCCAACCGAGGCUCCAGCAGAACAACAAGCAGACGUUCCAGUAGACCAACCGUCUGAAGUUCCAGCAGAACAACCGUCUGAAGUUCCAGCAGAACAGCCUGCUGAAGUUCCAGCAGAACAGCCUGCUGAAGUUCCAGCUGAACAGUCUGCUGAAGUUCCAGCAGAACAGCCUGCUGAAGUUCCAGCAGAACAGCCUGCUGAAGUUCCAGCAGAACAGCCUGCUGAAGUUCCAGCUGAACAGUCUGCUGAAGUUCCAGCAGAACAGCCUGCUGAAGUUCCAGCAGAACAGCCUGCUGAAGUUUCAGCAGAACAGCCUGCUGAAGUUCCAGCAGAACAGCCUGCUGAAGUUCCAGCAGAACAACCUGCU